Molecule: messenger RNA, 1125 nt
Organism: Fusarium vanettenii 77-13-4
Lineage: Eukaryota; Fungi; Ascomycota; Sordariomycetes; Hypocreales; Nectriaceae
Exons: 1
Biological process (GO): maturation of SSU-rRNA
Molecular function (GO): rRNA small subunit aminocarboxypropyltransferase activity
Source: RefSeq, a predicted model, not a curated record
AACAAUGAGGGAGACGGCCCUUCGUCACGUCCAGCCUUCAAGGCCGCCUGCUGGGACCUUGGCCACUGCGAUCCUAAGCGAUGCUCCGGAAAGAAGCUCAUAAGGCUCGGUAUGAUGCGCGACCUCCACCUCGGCCAGCGCCACAACGGUGUCAUCAUCACCCCUAACGGCAAACACGUCGUCUCCCCCGCCGACCGCGAGCUCAUGGAUCAGUAUGGAGCUGCUGUUGUCGAGUGCUCUUGGGCGAGGACGAAGGAGGUUCAGUGGAACAAGGUUGGAGGAAAGUGUGAGCGCUUGCUGCCUUACCUCGUCGCUGCGAACAACGUCAACUACGGCAAGCCCUGGCGGUUGAACUGUGUCGAGGCUCUGGCGGCAGCUUUCUAUAUCUGUGGACACCCGGACUGGGCGGAACAGAUCCUAGAGCCCUUUUCGUACGGACCAUCAUUCCUCGAAAUCAACUCUACCCUGCUUAAGCGGUAUGCCGCAUGUACCGACGAGGCGAGUGUGAAGAAGACUGAGGAGGAAUGGAUGGAGCAGCUGGAGAGGGAAUACAACGAGAGUAGGGAAGAGGGUAACGAUGAUAUUUGGGCCACCGGGAACACGAACCGACGACGCAUGGAUUCCUCCGACGAUGACGAUGACGAUGAUGAAGAGGAUGAUGAUGAUGAUGAAGAGGGUUCCAACAAGGACGACGAGGAUAGCAUAGAUGGCAUAUACCUGGGCAAGAAACCACAGAAGCCGAGCGCCCAAGAAGAGGAAGAGGAGGAAGAAAAGGACCGAUAUGCAAUAUCCGACGACUCGGACGAAGAAGACGCCAUGGCCGAGAUCCGUCGCAAGGUCCUCGCCUCAAAGACCUUUACAAACCCCAACAAAGACGACGACAAGAAGCCCGCUACCAUCCCAAACCCCCACCAACAGCAGCAACAGUUCAAGCCUACCACAGACGUUCAGCCAGACUCGGACAAUGGUGACAGCGACGAGGAUGAGGAUGAUGAGUUUGACAACAUCAUUGAGGCUACUCCCGUGACGGACCGUAUUGGCUUGGCGAAGCUGGAGAAGGAGCGGUCUCAGGCUACGGUCACUACGAGGACCUUUUCAUCAAAUGCUGUUGGGGCGCCGUAUAGA